AGGACCUAGGUACCUAGGUAGGUGCUAUACUAGACAAACAGACGCAAUACCUCCUCCCACUGUAGCAAUUACCCAUAAAAUUGCCCGCUUUCCGGCGAAGAGAGGUUGCCGGUGGUAGGUACGACUGUGCUCCGUUACCCCUCGCUGCUGGUGCCGAAGCACGGAAGCAACAAUCGGAAGUUCGCAGUUUUUCUUUUUUUCUUAAAGAACAAGUUUCCUUUCCUGUUUCAUCCUUGUCUCACCGCCAACAAAUAAAUAUAAGAUCAAUCAAUUUACCUCUACUCAGUAUUUCUUCUAACCCUUUCCAUAUCCGAAUUGUCAAUGGGAAGACAAGUAAAAUGUCCGAAUCAAAGAAAGGCUGCUGCACCGCUGGUUGUUGUAGCGCUCCUGCUCCCACUCCUGCUGCUCCUCCCCCAAAGGUAGAGGAUGCUGGCUGUAGUUCGGGAUGCUGCGGUGAUGGCAAUAGUGCAAAGGCUGGUGAAGUGGAUGACUUUUGCAACCCACCGGUUCCGGAGAACAAAGACUGCUGCUCUAUCGCCUGUGAAGCUUCCGGCGGCGCUAUUGAGCCCGACGAUUGUUGCAAGCCAGCGAAGCCAAGUUCCGUCGACGAUUGUCGAGAUACCUGCUGCAGGCCUAAUGAGGAGGUCGAUAGCUGCUGUGGAGACAAAGACGAAAAUGCAGCAGUACCCAAGGGUUCAACAGGCUGUUGCGGCUCUAAAGCCGAUAAAGGCAUCGAGGACAAUUGCUGCAAACUCGUAGAAGCAGCCGAUGAAUGCUGCCAGGAUUCCUGCUGCGAUGCCGAGGGAGAUAUUGAUGGGAAGUUUGAUGGGCCAUCAGAUGAUAUUCCACAGGAUACCUGCAAAGACGCUUGCUGCUCGACUAGAAAGCCUGAAACUAAUGAGGCCACUUGCUGCGAGGGUAAACCGAAGCCGUGUUGUGAUACAACGUGUAUCGAUCGGCUCGUACUUCGAGAGACUGCCAUCCAAAGGGGACAAGGUGAUGAUGCAAAUUCAAGCUCUAGCCGUAUCUCAUCUUCUAAGGAGAAGUCGAUUCGCGAAAAAUAUGAGAUCAGACUUGCAGCUAUUGGAUGCCUGUGCAGGGCGCUCAUUGCCUUGGGUCAGGAGUCGUGCUGUACGGCUCGUGAUAUUUCUUCGGAGGAAAGGAAGCGGGGGCCUAAGAGAACCACCCGUCCUAAAUCUCCUAAAUCCCAGGAGAAACAAGCGCCAACUUGCACACCAAAGGUCGCAGUAGAUUGUUGCGCGAAGUCCCCGGAACGUAAAUCUUCGACUUCCAAAACCCAAGGUGGCACGUCCUGUAACAAGGGUUGUUGUAGGGGAGCAAAGAAUCCUUCCGCAAUUAAACCUGCUAAAGUAUCGAGCUGUUGCUCCGGGAAUGCAAGCUCUGAAGGAAGUUGUUGCCAACAGAGUAGCGGCACCGUGAUCGAAAGUUCUUCGAAAAUAACUGGGAGCCAAGAUGUUCAGGUCGCUGAUGUUGAGAAAGGCCUUUCUGGUUCUGAGCGUAUCGUCCUCAGUAUAACUGGAAUGACAUGCACAGGUUGCGAAACUAAACUACAGCAGACAUUGGGUAGAGUCGAUGCUGUGAAGAAUCUUAAGACAAGCCUUGUUAUGGCCAGGGUUGAAUUUCAACUAGACUCCAGUUUGGCCACCCCAGACGAUAUUGUCAAGCAUAUUGAGAGAACGACUGAAUUCAAAUGCGAGAGAAUGGCAACCCAUGGCUCGACGCUGGACAUUAUUCCCGUCGGAGGAGCUAAACAGUUUAUUCAGCAGCCCACGCCCCUAGGAGUAGAAAACGUAGAUAUCCUGGAUGAAAAGACCGUUCGCAUUACAUUCGAGCCAGAGGUCAUUGGCGCCCGCGACCUCAUCAAUCACGGAUUCCAGAGCCCCGUUACUCUUGCACCUCCGCAGGCCGAUCCCGCGAUCGCUGCAGGGAGCAAGCAUGUUCGACAUAUGGGCUGGAUGACACUGGCUUCAGUACUCCUCACCAUACCCGUGUUAGUAUUAGCAUGGGCUCCGGUGGAAGAGCGUCCGAUUGUAUAUGGUGGUGUUUCCCUAGCUCUGGCGACCAUUGUCCAGAUCUUCAUUGCGGGACCAUUCUACCCGAAAGCUUUGAAAAGUCUAGUCUUCUCCAGGGUAGUCGAAAUGGAUCUGUUGAUCGUCUUGAGUACCACGGCAGCGUACACCUUUUCGGUCGUUUCAUUUGGUUAUCUCGUUGCCGGCCAGCCGCUAUCAACGGGUAACUUCUUUGAAACGAGCACCUUGUUGGUCACCCUGAUCAUGGUUGGGCGGUGGGUUAGCGCUCUUGCUCGCCAGAAAGCCGUCGAGUCCAUCUCUAUCCGGUCCCUACAAGCUUCCACCGCAGUCCUAAUUUCAGAUGACGGUACCGAAAUUGGUAUAGACACCAGACUACUCCAAUAUGGCGAUGAAUUCAAGGUCGCUCCUCAUACGCAGAUUCCUACAGACGGUAUUAUCGUCUCUGGUACAACAGAAGUAGACGAGUCGAUGUUGACAGGUGAAUCGCGCCCUAUCGAGAAGAAGCCGGGGUCAACUCUCCUUGCCGGGUCACUAAAUGGCCCCGGCACCGUUACAGUACGCCUUACGAAGCUACCAGGGCAAAAUACAAUUAGCACCAUUGCGGCAAUGGUCGACGAUGCUAAACUAUCAAAACCCAAGAUUCAAGACCUUGCAGACCGGAUCGCAUCUUACUUUGUCCCCGUCGUUAUCUCCUUGACUUUGAUCACGUUUAUCGCUUGGGUUGCCGUGGGAGUUCGCACUCAAGGGAAGUCGGGGAGCGAGGCCGUAACACAGGCAAUAACAUACGGCAUCACAGUACUCAUAGUCUCGUGCCCAUGUGCUAUAGGCCUAGCCGUCCCUAUGGUUAUCGUGAUAGCAUGUGGUGUUGCCGCAGAGAGAGGUUUGGUUUUCAAAGAGAGCGAGGCUAUAGAAAUCGCCCACAAGGCUUCACAUGUCGUGUUUGACAAAACUGGGACCCUGACGGAGGGUAAACUCUCUGUUAUAAGUGAGGAGUAUCUCUCGGAAGCGAAGCAAGAUGUUUCUUCAAAGAUCUUGGGCCUAUUGGCAGACGUUAAUCACCCAGUCUCAUCCGCUGUCACGGCUCACCUGAAAGCUCAAGGGGUCAUUGCCGCCAAGGCUAAUGAGGUUAAGUCCCUCCCUGGUAAAGGAGUACAAGGCUAUACCGACGGGCUUUCCAUCAAGGCUGGUAACUCUCGCUGGCUUAGUGUUGGAUCUGACCCUCGCGUGCAAGCUGUUCUAUCAGAAGGCCAUACCGCCUUCUGCGUGACAAUCGGAUCCGACCUCGUGGUCGUUUUUGGGCUGGCUGACACUGUCCGACAAGAUGCAAAAUUGACUGUCGCAGAGUUGAAGAGGAGGAACAUAAUCGUGUCAAUGCUGAGCGGCGACGACGAUGGCGCUGUUCAGGCCGUGGCUUCUUCGCUGGGAAUUCCUGCGGAGAACGCUUUAUCCCGAUGUUCUCCUGCGGACAAGCGAGCGUACAUCCAAGAACUCAUCGGAAACCAGACAGGGUCGAACGGUAAGGAGCAGCCUGUAGUCAUUUUCGUAGGAGACGGAACAAACGACGCCGUGGCCUUAGCCCAGGCUACCAUCGGCGUGCACGUCAACUCAGGCACGGACGUGGCACAGUCGGCAGCCGACGUCGUGUUGAUGCGGCCUUCGCUCGGCGGCGUGCUCACCAUGAUAGACGUGUCGCGGGCCGCCGUGCGCCGCGUCGCCUUCAACUUCGGCUGGAGCUUCGUGUACAAUCUGUUCGCAAUCCUGCUCGCGACCGGGGCAUUCGUCAACGCUGGAGAGAAUGCGCGUAUCCCGCCCGAGUUCGCUGGACUCGGCGAGCUGGUCAGCGUGCUGCCUGUCGUCGUUGUUGCCGUCAGUCUGCGCUGGGCUAGGGUUUGAAGGAGGGGUAGAUAUACUUGGGGAUGAGCUUUGGGCGUCGUAUUCUGUCUGACCCCAGAGUCCUUACUUUCUUUGGCCUGGCCUGGCCUGGCCUUGCUUGACCUCCAGUAGCAACAAGUCUUGUGAGUUACGAGAUGGUUAUACUUCAGACCUAGGAUUCGCGGUUAUAGCGCCGGUCACGGUCCCUGUUUAUUUAACUGGAUUUGCGAAUGAGUUCGGAACUUCUGCUUCAUGUUCUAACAUGACAUCACAGUCUCUACAGAUAGCUUACCUACCUCCUAGGUAGGGUUAGGUAGCAUUUUGAUUCGCAGCUGAACUAAGGAUGAUUAGCUACAGGACCUUAGAUGAUAACACUAACAGGUACCGAAUAAGCGAAACUCAUGCCUAUUUCACUUUGUUUCUCCUUUCUAACGUGAGCUUCGUGAGAAAUCGACGGAUGAAGUUUUUUCUCAUGUUGAAUACGAAGUAGGAAUUUGAAAUUAAGGAUAGUUCAACUAAACUGGUAUUCGUAAAAAGUCGUUAUAAAAAGCCAUUCAUUCAUUCAUUCAUUCGAUCGUUUCCUCAUUCAUGAUCCUCCACCUUCCAACUUGCAACGUGAACCUCGUCACAAGC
Molecule: messenger RNA, 4556 nt
Organism: Daldinia caldariorum
Lineage: Eukaryota; Fungi; Ascomycota; Sordariomycetes; Xylariales; Hypoxylaceae
Product: heavy metal translocatin
Exons: 3
Coding region: 339-3944 (1201 amino acids)
Biological process (GO): monoatomic cation transport
Cellular component (GO): membrane
Molecular function (GO): metal ion binding; ATP binding; ATP hydrolysis activity
Source: RefSeq, a predicted model, not a curated record